AUGGCAUAUCAACUACGACUUGGCGAUAGAAAAUACAGCAGAAGAUUUCAUACCAACUCCGUGUAUUUGAACGUGGACUUUACACAGAAUUGGAAUAAUGUUUUACCAGCAGAAGUUCCUCAACAGUUGGAUAAUACUUUUAACCAAAUUAUCCGGGACAUUGGAAACUAUUUGAGUUGUGACCCAGACGACCAAGUGAGAUUCAGCGUGUCACACCCGGGAUUGAAAUCACCAGCUUGGAUUCCAUUCAACAAAUGGUCGGGGAUAAGAGCUCAAGAUAUUUUGAACCCUGUGGCGAGAAUUCUGCAGUCCAAUGAACAGUUUAGAUUAGAUGAACGUAUGACACUUCAUGUGUGUCACGUGAGUGUUCCCAAAGGAGAUGGUCAAGGCAGAUAUCUAUUAAAACGAGAAUCAUUAUCCCUCGAAGAUUAUUUGAAGAGAAAGAAAGCGAUCGUCGUGGUCAAGAACAAAGAUAACUUGUGCUUUCAACGAGCUAUUGUCAUCGCCAAACACUACGCCAAUAAAAACGACACACCAGAGUGGGAGACACAAAGAAAACGCUUAACAAAAAGUUCAGGACCUUACAGUUGGCAGACGAAAUGCACCGAACGAUUGAUUGAACAAGUCGGAGCACGUCCUGAAGCUUGUCAAGGACAUGAAACCUGGGAGUUGUACCAACAAACUUUAGGACAACAAGGCUACCAACUGUUUGUGUAUUCUAGACUCCUAUUUGGAAAAUUAUUGUACAAAGGCAAAGUUUCCGACACAAGUUUAAUAGAUGCCAACAUUUCAUAUCACGUAGAACAUUUAAACCAUUACAGGCAAUUGAAGGAUAAAUUGUUAACUGGAGGAUACCAAGAGGCCAAGAAUUUUCAUAUAGAAAAGUUUGAAGAACUUAGUAAAAAGCCUAAAAAUCUAACAUUUGGUGAAAAUCUUACUCACAAUGAGGGUUUGUUAAAAAAACUUAAAGCCCAUCUACAUGAUAUAGAAAUUCCCAUGACAGAACCAUAUGACCAGAUAAACUGGGGAUGA
This is a messenger RNA of Lottia gigantea (owl limpet), 1032 nucleotides long. RefSeq lists its product as hypothetical. The transcript has 2 exons. The coding region runs from base 1 to 1032 and encodes 343 amino acids. NCBI's taxonomy places the organism in Eukaryota, Metazoa, Mollusca, Gastropoda, Lottiidae. The record is from RefSeq and is a predicted model, not a curated record.